Molecule: messenger RNA, 1608 nt
Organism: Lodderomyces beijingensis
Lineage: Eukaryota; Fungi; Ascomycota; Pichiomycetes; Serinales; Debaryomycetaceae
Source: the annotation of a GenBank genome assembly
AUGUCACUGGUGGGCCAUCCGCUUGUGCUACCUCAACCCAUGUUUCAACAAGGCUUCCCCAUACCCCAGCAGCCAAACUACGUGGCCUCGAACUUCACCUCCACGUCACCGCCAGGCUCGAUGCUUCCCAUCUACCACCAAAACAGAAUACCCUUGUCCCCCAAAGACGACCCCGACUUGAAAGAUAGUCUAAGAAGAAAGAAAAACUCGAGAAGAAAGCAUCGCAACUCGCAUCUUGGCUGUGGCACCUGCAAAAAAAGAAGAAUCAAGUGCGACGAAACUUUACCUUCGUGUCUCAAUUGUCUCAAGGGCAAAUUGCACUGUGCCUAUUUGAACUUGGAUAACAAUGCUCGAAGCGCGUUGAGGUUGGCUCAGUUCAACCAGAACAUGCGCCAGGAAAAAUUGGAAACGGCGCCUCCCGGGCUAGCGGCAGCGCCAGCUGGUAUGAUAGCCAUGGCACCUCCGCCCUCGUCGUCUGCGUCUGUGUCGUCGUCGAUGAUGAUGGAUGCAACGAGGCACGCGACACAGCAAAUCCAGACGUCGCAGGGACCAAUGCUUGUUACCACCAACAGCAUCGGCCAGCCCGUGAUUGUGGCAGCGGCUCCAUCCGCCGCGCAACCGCAAUUCAUCACGAGCGGCUUCCAACCUGCGCCGCAAGGCCCACCCAUUAUGCAAUCGCAGUAUGGGCCGCUCGUUCCCGUGAUCACCAACACGGGCAGCAUGGUCUAUGCCCCAACUGCAACCUUGGCUCCUCCAGCGCCACUGCUACAACCACAACAACCACAGCAACCACCACAGAAACAACAACAGCAGCAACAGCCACAAAUUUUGACGCCGGCACUGAAUUACCCCUUAACUUCGAAAACGCCGCCUCCUCUUCUGCAACAGGGCAUGCCGCCGCCAUCGUUGGUGGCUCCGAAAUCACACACUUUGGCUCCGCCACUCUCACUAUCGCAGGGCAUGGCAUCAGCGCCGGUGUCGUCAUUAUCCAUCCCGCAGCAGCCGUCGCUAACGCCGCGCACGUCGUCGGCAGUCAACGCCGCAACCAUGGCCUCGCAAAACAUCAACGCGUCUGCCUCAUCUGCUCCCGGAUCCACCCUCAAUCAAGCAGUCAAACUCCCACCGAUCCCGACCUCGUUGCCCAUCCCGCAGAUCAACGUGUCGAAAUCGCCCACGUCGCCCUCGUUGGCGCCGAAGCUCUCGCUGUCGAUCAAGUCGCCCGCGUCCUCCGCCUCGAUCUCGGACUCAUCUUUGAACAUGAGCAUCACCACCGUCCCACUUGCAACAAUGGCAACCACGAGAUCGUCGUCGUCGCUGCCGUCGUCCACGCCGGAAAAAUCGCCAUUGUUGCCUAGCAUCGCGUCCAUCACCGCGAGUGCCAACCACGUCGCUAGCAGCAACAUCAACGUCAACGGCAAUGGCGGAUUGAUGAUCCCAAAGCUGGGAUCAGUGACGAACUUCGGCAAGUUAACCAUUUCGGAGGUUGAAGCGGGCAAAUUGCCCGAUGAUGGUGAAAGCGACGCGGUGCGGUUGCCGGGCAUCGAAAGCUUGCGCGGUGACGACGGCGACGUCGAGGAGAAAGUGCCGAUUCUGAAGUUGAUCACCUAG